Messenger RNA from Bombina bombina (fire-bellied toad), 441 nucleotides. Its product is annotated as putative per-hexamer repeat protein 5. Bases 1 to 441 code for a protein of 146 amino acids. Lineage: Eukaryota; Metazoa; Chordata; Amphibia; Anura; Bombinatoridae. The transcript has a single exon. The record is from RefSeq and is a predicted model, not a curated record.
AUGGGUAAAGGUACAGACACGGGUACAGGUACAGACAUGGGUGCCGGUACAGACAUGGGUGCAGGUACAGACACGGGUACAGGCACAGUCACGGGUAUAGUUACAGACACGGGUACAGGUACAGACAUGGGUACAGGUACAGAUAAGGGUACAAGUACAGGCACGGGUAUUGCUUUAGGCACAGUUACGGGUACAGGUACAGACAUGGGUACAGGUACAGGCACGGGUGCAGACAUGGGUACCGGUACAGUCACGGGUACAGCUACAGACACGUAUACUGGUACAGACAUGGGUACAGGCACAAGCGUGGGUACAGGUACAGACAUGGGUACAGGUACAAACACGGUACAGAUACAGACACGUGUACAGGUACAGUCACGGGUACAGGUACAGUCACGGGUGUAUGUACAGACAUGGGUACAGGUACAGACAUGUGUAUAG